Messenger RNA from Juglans regia (Persian walnut), 678 nucleotides. RefSeq lists its product as uncharacterized. Bases 17 to 523 code for a protein of 168 amino acids. The record is from RefSeq and is a predicted model, not a curated record. The transcript has 3 exons. NCBI's taxonomy places the organism in Eukaryota, Viridiplantae, Streptophyta, Magnoliopsida, Fagales, Juglandaceae.
UCAAAGGAUAAAUCAUAUGGGUGGCAGGAAGUCAUUUGUUAGGCUAAUGGAGGAAAAGCGGGAACAAGCUCCGAAUUAUGUUGCUUUUUACAAAGAGGUGCAUUGGUCUAGAAAAAAGGGGAGAUUUGUCACUGAAGCUGCUGAGCAAAAUUACAAUAUGAUGGUGGAGUUGUUGAAUGAGAUGCCACCAGAAGAUGCGGGGGAUGAUAAUGCAAAUGCAAAUGCAAAUGCUGUGUUCAAGGAGGUUUUGGGAUCUCGAUCGGGCUAUGUUAAAGGGUUAGGCCACUUAGUUAUACCUAAACCAUCUGAAUCAUUGUUGUCCAAUAGGGAGUUUAUACGACUUAGGGAGGAGAAUGAGAAGAACAAGGCUGAGGCGGAGGGCUUCAAGAGGAAACUUGAGUCGUUUAUGGUUGAUGUCUCAAAAAUGCAAGCUUGUUUUGAAGAAUUUGACAGGCUGAAUAGCCGUGUUACAGAAUUGGAGUCACAGAGGGAGUCUCAACGGGAGACUCCGGGAGAUGCAUAGCCUUCCUCCAAUAAUGGGGAUGUGGGGAGUUUUUUUGAUCAUGUUGAACUUUUUUGAAGUUGUUGGAGUAGAAGUAAAAUCUGGGUGCAUCCUUUUGUUUAAAAUUGAUAUUGGGUGUUUUGUGGGGACUUGGUUGGAAGUGGUGAAUUAUGCCA